AUGCCCGCCAACGUUGCCCUCCUAGGCUCUGGGGUCUUUGCCCAAGCCUCGUACUUACCCGCCCUCAUCAACCUCUCCAAGUCGAAUACCCUCAAUCUCCACACCAUCUGGUCCAGGUCAGAGUCGUCCGCCCAGACUCUUCACUCCAAGUACACGCCGCCCCAGGGAUCGUCCGCUCCUGCGCUCCAGUAUGGGGAUGACGGUCUCGCUGCCGUACUUGCCGAUGACGAGAUUGACGCGGUGCUGUUUGUCUUGCCGAUCACAAAGCAGCCGGACCUCGUCAGGAGGGCUUGGAAGGCCGGCAAACAUGUAUUGAGCGAGAAACCCCUGGGCAGGGACGUCAGGGAAGCUAAGGAGCUUGUGGCAGAGUAUGAAAGGGUCUAUAAGCCAAAGGAUUUGAUUUGGCGGGUUGCCGAGAACUAUGCCCACGAGCCUGUCCUUCGCUGGGCUGCAGACCUAUUGAAGAGCACCCCAGAGGCCGGCCCGAUCCUGUACUGGGACCUCAAGUUUAUCGCCUUUGUUGAGGAUGGUAGCAAAUAUCACGCUACCAGCUGGCGCACUAUCCCCGACUAUCAAGGUGGAUUCUUGCUCGACGGUGGCGUCCACUGGACCGCCUUCCUCCGUACCGUCCUUCCGCCCGCCGCCCGCCCUGCCUCCGUAGUAGCCUUCUCCUCCCUCCACCGCGCCUUCCUCCUCCCCCACGACACCAUCCAAGCCAUCGCCCUCCCCGCUCCUUCUUCCACCAUUCCCCCCAACGGCCCCAAGACCAAGCUUUCGUCGGCCGACAUCACUGAAUCCGAAGUCCCUACCCAGCCUGGGCAAUCGACGCCUAGGGGUCAAGUCACCAUGUCGUUCGCCAAGCCCGACCUUCCUCCUUCCGCUCAGACCCCCAACGGUCUUUAUAUCACCCUCUUGAAUGGCUUCUUCUCUAUCGAGUCGAGCCUCACGCGAGAGUGGGUUGCAAAGUUCGUCCCUGCUCAGGGUAGCGGGCUGGAGGCAAAGGAGAAGAGGAGUCAGAUGGAAGGGGUGGAGGUGGAGAUUGGUAUGUUUGCCAAGGCUGUGGCAGCGCAGAAGGAAGGGAAGGAGAGUGGGGAGCAGAACUUUGGCGAGCCUAGGGGUGCGCUUUGGGAUUUGGGAAUGUUGGAGGCUAUGCUCAAUAGCAAUGGUGCCGAGACCAAGAUCGAACAGUAG
Messenger RNA from Cryptococcus wingfieldii CBS 7118, 1191 nucleotides. RefSeq names its product NAD-binding Rossmann fold oxidoreductase. The record is from RefSeq and is a predicted model, not a curated record. Gene Ontology annotation, biological process: NADPH regeneration. The transcript is spliced from 3 exons. NCBI's taxonomy places the organism in Eukaryota, Fungi, Basidiomycota, Tremellomycetes, Tremellales, Cryptococcaceae. Gene Ontology annotation, cellular component: cytoplasm. Gene Ontology annotation, molecular function: nucleotide binding; oxidoreductase activity. The coding region runs from base 1 to 1191 and encodes 396 amino acids.